AUGAGGACUGGUCGGGAUCGAGUCUACAUUACUGGUGGUGGGGACGACGGUGGUGAGGGUGGUGGUGACCGUCGUCACCGUCGGCGCGGUGGUUUUGGCUGGAUGAUGGAGGUGGUUGUCGAAGAUGUCAUCGGCGGGGCAUCAGAAGUGUGCUCAUCGCUGGCGUUGGAAGUGGUCGUCGGUGUGGAUGCAUCGGAUACCUCCGCUUCCCCCCUAGACAGCUGUUGCACGAUCGUGGUGGUUUCUAUUGUUCGUUUCCACUUCUAGGAGCUCGUCGAUGACGGCGUCGGAGACCUCAGCUGGGUGACUGAAGACGGUUCUGAGGUGCUUGGGCCAGCACCUCAGAAUUCACGAGUUUCCUGUCAGAAAUGUUGCUCUGUCGAAGUUGAGAAGAAGUGCGGUUCCUUUGAUUGUGGAACCCUAGCCUGCCUUGAUUGA
Messenger RNA from Spirometra erinaceieuropaei, 438 nucleotides. Lineage: Eukaryota; Metazoa; Platyhelminthes; Cestoda; Diphyllobothriidea; Diphyllobothriidae. The record is from the annotation of a GenBank genome assembly.